ACAUCAUUCUGAAUUUGGUUUGGACCACCAGAAAACUUUGACUUCUCCUUAAAAAGAAAAAAACCCUCAAACUCUAAAUCAGAUGUGACUGCCAACACUGUUUGCUUACCUUGUCAUAUUUUGUCUAAACUAAUCUUCCAGUAAAACCUGAUUUUCAGCUGCAUGUGACAAUGUUGGUUCCUCUCCUUUUUGGUUGAUAGUAAAAAGAAAAGCAUGCUUUUAACUUCUGUACAGGGUUCAAAAACAUGAGUACAUGAGUAUCAAUUUUUACAGCUUACAGUUUGUAACUAAAAAAGUUAGUAUCUUACAAUCCUAAUACCAACACAUAUUUCUUUCAGUGCAUUUAAAGAUGCCUAGACGUGAUGAUAUGACCAGCUUUCUGCAGCAGUCAGUGUCACUUUUUGUCCAACGUGUGGUGUCUAAAUUCCAGAUCAGGCCAAAGAUUCUGGGGGUUUUGGAAAUAUCAAUAGCUAUAACGAUGUUAAUCUUAGCAAUCUGGACAGGAUUUUUAUAUCUCCUCUGGUCAUGUUUAAUUUCAAUUUUAACCGGAUCUGUGACGGUGUUAGCUGCAUGUACACGUAACACAUGUUGGGUCAGAAUCUCGCAAUUUCUAAACUGUUUCAAUGCCAUAGCAGCUGCUAUCUCCGUCCCAUUUCACUGUCUUGACAGUGAUGGUGUGACUCUAAUUCUCUUGGUUUUCUGUGAUGCUCUGGUCUUCAUCAUCUCUGUUAUAGUUGCAUCGUCUUCCUGUGACUGCUGCAGGAUGAAGUCAAGACAUGUUGCAGUCAGUUACAUAAUCCGAGAUGUGCCUUAUAUGACUGACAACAAUAUUGUGCAACCGGGCCCUUUUGCACCUGAUCUGAGUCCUUUACAGCAUCAACCAAAAUACCUUCCAAGUCCUCUUGCACCACCACCAAAUUACCAUCCAUAUCCUAUACAUCCAGCAAACUACAACCCAAGUUCUUCAGCACAGCCACCAAAUGACCAUCCAAGUCCUUCUGCACCUCCUCCAAUCUAUGAUCAAAGUCCUUCAGUACCUCCACCAAACUAUGAUCAAAGUCCUUCAGUACCUCCACCAAUCUAUGAUCAAAGUCCUUCAGUACCACCACCAAACUAUGAUCAAAGUCCUUCAGUACCUCCACCAAACUAUGAUCAAAGUCCUUCAGUACCUCCACCAAACUAUGAUCAAAGUCCUUCAGGACCUCCACCAAUCUAUGAUCAAAGUCCUUCUGUACCUCCACCAAUCUAUGAUCAAAGUCCUUCUGUACCUCCACCAAAUUAUGAUGCAAGUCCUCCACCAAGCUACAAUCCAUGUCCUUCUGCAACUUCAGUGAACUAUUAGGUAAUUAAGAGAAAUCAGCUUCUUUUUUCCAACCAAGACUUUUUCAGACUCUCACUCUUAAAACAUUGUGACAGCUCCAUAUUAUCAGCAUUCAUUUGUGUUACCUCAUAAGCAUUACUUAUAGAUGCACAAGUUUACAACUGUAAAAACAUUUUUUUCAUUGUUUGUAUAACCUUAAAUUUGAGUUAGAAAUUCUGUUAUAAUUGGAAUGUCACAGAAACUGACAUUAAGAGAUUAUAUUGGAUUUAAUAUUGUAAUGUUAAACACACUGCUAUUUACUAUAAUUAUUAGAUGUAUGUGUGUGAUUACAAGAUAUUAGUCAUCAUAAAACAGUAUCAAAAAGAGUCUGCCAGCUCUUUCAAGUGUUUGGUGUUUUCUGACUUUUAAUCAAAAUAGCAGAUAUGAAAAGAGACAUAAUGCUGCAUACUGUAGGCUAUAGUAGGCUAUACAUCCCAGAUGUUUCA
Carassius auratus (goldfish) is the source of this 1806-nucleotide messenger RNA. Its product is annotated as extensin. The record is from RefSeq and is a predicted model, not a curated record. NCBI's taxonomy places the organism in Eukaryota, Metazoa, Chordata, Actinopteri, Cypriniformes, Cyprinidae. The coding region runs from base 350 to 1342 and encodes 330 amino acids. The transcript has 6 exons.